Messenger RNA from Stegastes partitus (bicolor damselfish), 1306 nucleotides. RefSeq names its product transmembrane protein 82 (gene tmem82). The record is from RefSeq and is a predicted model, not a curated record. Lineage: Eukaryota; Metazoa; Chordata; Actinopteri; Pomacentridae. The transcript has 6 exons. Bases 76 to 1122 code for a protein of 348 amino acids.
UAGCCUCCAUGUAAUGUUGUAGAGAGCCUGUGACAUUCAUAUUGAGUUGUCUUGUCUUAAUUUAAAAGUAGAACUAUGUUGUCCUUCAUCACAUCGUUUCUUCCGACUUCCUACUUCCUACCCGGGUGGCUGACUCUAGACACAAAUCCACUGGACAGUUUACUUCAAGGACUGGUGGGUGCAUGUGGGAUCUCUGUGCUGUGCUCCCUGUUGAGAGUGCACUUAUUGUUAGAGGAGAGCUGGAGUGAAAAACAUGACAAAGAUCCAGCGAGUGAGAAGAAAACCAGUCAGCAAACGAGACCUAAAAGUGGACUUCCUGAGAUGCUCCAUUUUCUCUUUGUGACUGGGAUACUGGCUGUAGUGGGCUCUCGUGUGGCCUCACUGGUGGUCCUAGAAUUUUCUCUUCGAGCCAUCUCUGGAUCACUUACAGCUGGACCAGAGUCCAGGAAAUUUCUGCAGCAGCUGUUAGUUCAAAGCCAGUUCUCCCUGGGAUGUGCGCUAACCUGCAGUUUGUGCUUUCUCCACGAGGGGUCAUCUCAGCGCUGGCUUUGUCUGCUCCUGGCAGCAGCACUCAGCUGGUUCCUGGCUAGGCAGGCCACGGGCCUGCUGCACCAUGUCACGGCUCUAUAUAAACUCCACAGCUCACAGCGCUACUGCGGCAUUUGCAUCAGCCUCCUCACAUCAGGAGGCUGUGUGCUGCCCAUGCUGUGCAGGGCUAUGAUCAUUACCUUCUCUGUGGCCGGGCUGGCUGCUGUAUCAAUCAUCAACCAACAUUUCCUGUCUGCAACAGAAGCUCUCAGGUUUUGGACGCCACUGACUAUCUGCUACACACUGCUGGUGGUGUACAUGCAGGAGGAGCAGCACCGUCUGCCUGGCAGCCAGGCCGUCCUCAACGCAGUAAUGGUGCGUCUCGGAGGUUUGAUGGUCCUGAUGCUGACUGUUGGGCGCUGGGCCGACGUGCUCCACAUCCUAAUGUGUUUCCUGGGUGAGGCCAGCUGUCUAAUCCCCGCGAAGGAUCUGCUGGAUGCAGCAGCCUCACAGGAUGAAGAGGAUUAUACCGGCUACGUAAAGAGAGAGCGUCGACAGCGACCACGAGCACACGACAAGGAGCACAAAAGAUAGAGGAGAGCGUACGGGAGCCAUUUUUAGACGUCCACAGUUGUUGUUUUUUGUACCUACAAAUAUUUUGUUUUGUUUUUUUCAAUUAAACAUUCUGCAAAGACUCUAAUGUAAAUGUUGUUCUUGGAAUUGCAGUCCAGUGAAAACCUGGAUUUAUUAAAAUGGUUUUGCUCUGUGAACAAUAGCA